Messenger RNA from Fimicolochytrium jonesii, 1450 nucleotides. RefSeq lists its product as uncharacterized. NCBI's taxonomy places the organism in Eukaryota, Fungi, Chytridiomycota, Chytridiomycetes, Spizellomycetales, Powellomycetaceae. The record is from RefSeq and is a predicted model, not a curated record. Gene Ontology annotation, molecular function: acyltransferase activity, transferring groups other than amino-acyl groups. The transcript has a single exon. The coding region runs from base 143 to 997 and encodes 284 amino acids.
CGCUUGUCCACCCACCCACCCUACGUACAUAAAGUGCAGGCACCCCUUCUCCACCUCCCUCAACCCUGUUCUCACAGCACGACUAUCAACCAACGAACGAGUCAACCGCAGCACAUUUACCCAAACAGCACAACACAGAGAAAUGACAAUCCAACCCGUCACCCCGAUCCCUCGCACAUCCACCACCGCCCUCCUCUCCGCCUUCAUCAAAUCCGCGUGCUGGGACGAACGGACCUCCAUGUCUUUCGCCAACCCCUCCGCCACCAUCAUCACAACCCCAUCCUUCACUUACCACUACCAGAAAGGCGCCAAAUUCACCCACAUCUUCAUAUACGACCACAUUGGCGCUGAGGAGGACAUGCAGGGUGAUUUGGCUGGUAUUUUGGAGGGAUUAGGCAAAGGCGUGAAGGUAUGGGUGGAUGGGGGCGUGGCAUCGCCGCAUGCCACGCCCUCCAUACUCGAGCAAGCCGGGUUCACAAAACGCGAGUUCACGCAUACGGAUGUGGCGAGACUGUUGGAGAUGGUGGAUACGCACGGCACCACCAUCGCGCCCACAUCCAUUCCCCCGCCAGAGGGGGUGACGAUCCACGAGAUCACAUCGUCAACCGAUCCACGAUUCGCCGCCCGAUGCGACAUUGAGAGCGAUGUUUUUGUGUACAUCCCCACGCAUGCCUCCCAUCUGCCGGCUGCGCUGGCGGAGAUGACCGACCGGUAUGGUGACUACCACCUUCUUGCAACUGCUGGGGAGGAGACGGUGGCGUACAUGACGCUCCGAGUCCACCGCGGUGUGGCGUACCUGCAGGGUUCGGGCGUGGCAGAGGCGUGGAGGAAGAAGGGUAUCACCAAGGCGUUGUUGGCGAGGACGGUCACGAAAGCUGUUGAGUUGGGGUUUGAGGUGAUGUUGACUGCGGGUUGCGAUGAUGAUGCGGUGGGGGCUUGGACUGCUAUGGGGUUCAAGGAGGUGUACACUUAUUCGACUUGGGAGAUUCAGUUGUGAAGGGGAUGUUGGACGGCUCUGUUCUAUGAUUGCGAACGAACUUUUGGUAGGUGGGGCACAGGGGUAUGUAGAGAACUUGUACAUAUAGAGUAGCUGCAUUCAUUGCUAUGGCGUUGAAAAUAUACUAUGGCGUUGAAAAUAGAUCAAUAGCCUUUCAAAACCGUUAAGGCCCAGAGCUCUGCCACCGGGAUGCCAUAACGUUCAAACCAACAGUGACUUCCCUGCUAUCCGGAUCCAGAUGUGAGACUCCAAUCUUGACAGCUCAACGAACUCCCGAAAGGUCGACUCCAAGAUGUACCUCCUCAAUGUUCAUAAAAGGCUAUACCUCCUCAAUGGGACCUCCCAAUGUCCUUCACCUCCCAUAACUCCUCAAUGGGGACCUUGUAAACCUGUGUGAAAUGCAAAUAUAUUGAAUGCCUACAUACUUACAUACAUGCGUGUGAAGGAGAUCCC